CGUGCAAGGCCUGCCCCCAGGGGGUCCCCAGCCUCGUGGGGGCGGCAGCACCCGGAAGCACGUGCUGCCAGGGCUCCGUCUAGCGGGGGGCGGGGUUUGCCCCGGACCUGCUUCUGUUUUCACCCGGGGAGUUCUGGCGCCGCCGUUACCCGGGCAACCGUGGAGCUCACGGGCAGCCAGUCCUCCCCCUGCGCGACGCGUCUUCGCGGAGCGGGCGAGGGCGCCUCCCCGGACAGGACGGGAUGGCCCAACACUCACCCGCCAGCUGCUGCCCGUUGGCUUCGUCACGUGAUACAGGCGUGGCGCCAGCAGCCAAUCAGCGAGCCGGGCAUGGCCACGUGACGAGGCCCCUAGCCACGUGGCAAGGCCCAGGUCACGUGAGCGGGACGCAGGGAGCCUCCUUGCCUGUGCGCUUGGUCGUGUGCUGGCCCCGUCCCCGACGCGUGCGCAUGCGCAGCGUCCUUCCCGCCUGAGAGGAUGCGGGGAUGGAGGUGGCGGGGCGCUGAGCCUUGCGACCUGUCAGGGAAGUACCUCAUGGUAGAUCCCUUGUGUCAGUCUCUGCAAGUACCAGGGAGUAGCAACAAUCAGAAAUCCGCAAGAAACAGAGGCCUGCAGGAGGAGCUGGACCGCAUUGAUGAAUUAGAAAGGAUCUUGGACAGCUUCGGCUCCAGCUCCAGCUUCGACUCAGAGGGCGAGAUCCAAUUCGAGGGUGAGGCCAGCGCUGCCCCUGGCAUCUUCCAGAAGUCGUUUCAGUGCAACACGGUGCCCGUGGGUCUCCGCAUCCCCAUCCCCUUGGGCGCCUGCCCACCUGACCUGAUGCUGCCCUGGCAGCAGGUGGUGACCGCCGAGGUGGCCGAGAAGAACGCGCAGGAGCUGGUGGCCGAGGAGGAGAGAGUGAAGAGGAAAGCGGAGAAGAAGAGGCUGAAGAAGAAGAAGCAGAAGGACCGGAAGAGGCAGGAGAAACGUGAGCAGGAGCUGAGGAGCAAGCGGGAGGCUGAGUCGACUCAGCCUGCCUUGAAUGGGACUGUGGUCAUGGUCACGCUGGAAAACGGGGGCACCGCAGGGGGUGCGCUGCCUGCUCCAACCACAGGACCCCUGAAGCCUGGCAAGGCCGUGGCUCCCCCGCCAGAGCUCCGGCCCCCGCAAGCACCCAGCAGCGCAGAUGCCAGCACAGAGGAGGAGACGGAGGACGAGCUUGACCUGAGCAGCACCUUCGUCUCUAAGGCACGGCGCAAGGUGGGCACCAGGCCGGCCACGCCACGCAGGGAGAGGCCAGCCCGAGCCAGCAACAAGGAUCUGGAGCCGGAGCCAGAGCCGGCUGCCCCACCAGAGGUCCCGCGACCGGCACCAGACGUGAGUGCAGUGGAGCAGAGUAUGGUCCUGGCAGAGCAUGGGAACGCGGCGGCCGCGCGGGGCUGCUACGAGGAAGCUGUGUGCUGCUUCACCGAGGCCGUCAAGCUGAACCCACGGGACUACCGGCUUUUUGGGAAUCGGUCGUACUGCUACGAGAAGAUGCGGCAGCACACGGAGGCUCUGAGCGAUGCCCAGGUGGCCCUAAGCCUCCGGCCUCACUGGCCCAAGGGCUGCUUCCGCAAGGGCAAGGCCCUCAUGGGGCUGCAGCGCUACGCAGAGGCUGAGCACACCUUUGAGCAGCUCCUGCGGCUGGAUGGCUCUCACGCCGAUGCGGCUGCCCAACUGGAGAUCUGCUGGCAGCUGGGCAGCCUGGGGCAUAGCACCGGCAGCUGGUACAGUGAGCCGAGCAGUCCCAUAGAAGCCUUGCUGAGGGACAUGAGGUCCUGGUCCCUGCUGCAUGGUGAGCAGGUUGAUGCCAGCAUCCUCCCGGACAGGGCUGAGAACACGGACAGCGGUUUCGUGACCAUUGUGAACCCCAGGAACCGGGCAAAAGGGCCUGUCCGGCUGGAGGCCCUGGCCCCGACCCCAACCUCCUCUCAGCUGCCCAGGGGGUGGUUCGCUGUGUGGGUCGGCAACGUCACGUCCCGCAUCACCCUGAAGCAGCUGUAUGCGUACUUUGGGCCGUUCGGGCCCAUUCACUCCAUCCGACCAAUCCCGGAAAAGUUCUGCGCCUUUGUCAACUACAUGCAGCGCGAGGCAGCUGAGAAGGCUUUCGCCGCCAUGCAGGGGGCUGAGGUGGAAGGCACCAAGCUGGUGCUGCAGCUCAAACAUCCUGUGCACCGGACACCACCCGUCACCAGUGCCCAGCGGCCUUCGGCCAGGGAGCCCGUGCGCCCACCCCCCGGUCUCGAGCGCCCCCCGCAGCAGAGCAGUGGCCGCGUCCAGCACCCGCCCCAGAGCCAGGGGCCCGCCAGGAAGCCGGGGCCGCCGCGGUAGGGCCCCGCCGUGCCGGAGCACCGAGAUCCAGCGUGGGCGGGCGGUGUCGUGCUGCAGCCGUCCGAGGAGGAGGCUCUGUGCCCCGGGUGCUGCUGGGGGUGGUGCCCGGGCCUGUGCCUUAGUGUGAGCGCCCCCGCCCCGCCCGUGUGGCCACGCCCUCAUGCCAGCCUCAUACCAAAAAUGCCCAGGGGUGGGGCCUCACUAUCUACCUCUUGCAUUCCCAUUGGCUGAGCCCUGGGGCAGGGGCGGGGCCUGACCACUGAAUGAUUUUUAGCUCUGAGGGGAGCGGUAUUGUGGGGCGGGGGGGCCAGCUCCCGUCCCCCCUCCCCCUCGGACACAGGGCUGCCCCAAAUCAGGUGCAUCAUGUUUUUAAUGGUCCCUUCGCCGUGCUCCAGGGUCGGGGCUGCUGCUGUUGCCGGGGUGCCUGUGGGGUGGGGGCCCAGUCUUGCCUGUCUCCCGCAGGCGGUGGCUCUCCCAACCGGGUCGAGGUGGGGGCAAGGGGAUGGUGUGGCCAUGCCGCGGGGUUGGGGCAGCUCCAGCCCCUGUCUCGAGGCGCAGCCGGGCUUGGUGCUCUCAGGGACGUGCACCGGACCUCGGGACUGUUUUAAUAAAGCUCCUGGAAGAGCCACUCGGUUUCACCCUUCCUUCCCAGCGCGGCAUCUGGGCAUUGGGUCGGUAGGCAGCCUUGCCUCCGUGGCACCUGGCCUGCACUGCUCCCGGGCUCUGCCCCGACUGGCCCCUUUCCUGGGCAGGAGGAGCCUCCCUGCGGCUGGGAGACUUGGGUCCUGCUAUGGCUGCUCCAGUGGUAUUGCCAAGGCUUCUUGCAGGGGUCUGUGCCCAGCCCCACCCCCAUCUCCAACCCCUUCAUGGG
Messenger RNA from Alligator sinensis (Chinese alligator), 3220 nucleotides. It is a transcript of the gene TTC31, whose product is annotated as tetratricopeptide repeat domain 31. Lineage: Eukaryota; Metazoa; Chordata; Crocodylia; Alligatoridae. The coding region runs from base 478 to 2349 and encodes 623 amino acids. The record is from RefSeq and is a predicted model, not a curated record. Gene Ontology annotation, molecular function: RNA binding; protein binding. The transcript is spliced from 16 exons.